UGCCUACCAGUGCACAGCAAUGCCACCUAUCAGUGCCAGUCAGUGCUGCCUAUCAGUGCCACCUAUCAGUGCCAUCAGUGCCUCCUCAUCAGUGCCCAUCAGUGCCACCUAUCAGUGUCCAUCAGUGCAGCCUAUCAGUGCCCAUCACUGCAGCCUCAUUAGUGCACAUCAGUGAAGGAGAAAAAUCACUUAUUUACAAAAUUUUAUAACA
Molecule: messenger RNA, 211 nt
Organism: Staurois parvus
Lineage: Eukaryota; Metazoa; Chordata; Amphibia; Anura; Ranidae
Source: the annotation of a GenBank genome assembly